AAUAAUAUUCCAACCACUCGUUUUGACUUAGAAUUAAUUAAACAAUGAAUGAUGAAUCGGUUAAUAUUUCUUUAAGAACAUGGAAGCGUUCAGUGGAUCCUAUCAACAAGGUUGGAUAUUCUGACGGUGUUACCGACGGACAGGCUGCAACAUAUCAGAGUAGUUUUGAUACAGGUUACGAACAAGGAUUUAACUUUGGUUUCCAACUGGGACUGACAAAAGCCAGGUCACAAAUUGCUACAGAUGAAGAUGAAUUAAGGGAUCCAAGGAAGAUCAAUUGUCAGAUAUGUCUUAACAAUUGUGCAAAUGGAAACACCAUGAACUUAUUUAAUGUACAAAGAGAAAAAAACAAACAGUAUCUCACUGAUAAAACAUGAGAAUAUGAUUUUAUCAUCUGCUUUUAAAAUGUAAUCAAGAUAUGUCAUGAUAAUUAAAACAAGUAUAA
Molecule: messenger RNA, 445 nt
Organism: Papilio xuthus (Asian swallowtail)
Lineage: Eukaryota; Metazoa; Arthropoda; Insecta; Lepidoptera; Papilionidae
Exons: 3
Coding region: 45-377 (110 amino acids)
Source: RefSeq, a predicted model, not a curated record